AUGUCUCCGAAAUGGGAGCGGUUUGACCUGUCUGGUGAAAGCGUGCCUCCCUUACUCUUCCAGUAUACAUGGACAAAGCAAGGCUACGAGAUCUACAUUACAGACCUCAUCAACAUCUGGUCAGAACAGCUGUCUCAGAAGCAGAUCAUCAAGCGAGCAGAGGAAGAUGCUACCACUAUUGACCCCGGAGAGGAUCCAGCACAGCUCACCGUGCUCUUGGAAAAGAUCGAGGAGGCUCUUCAAAAAGGAAAGGACAGCGCGAUCUUGAGCAGUGGAGCGCAGACGAACUCAUUAGAAGUCAAAACCACGACCAUUCUGCCCGCUCCCCUCGAACCUUUGAUAUGGAGUUUGAAGUUGACCAAAAAGCCACCGUCAUAUAUGACAAGCAAAGUGCUACUCCCGCUACUCAAGGAGGAGACUGCUUGGGAGCUUCGCCAGCGCUCUCUUUUGCAGCAGCUCAAACAGAAAGAUUUGGUGCUCAACAAAUUGCUGGACAAGAUGCAAACAAUGAGCGUUGAUCUAGGAACUGUAUUUCCUAGCGCUGCAGGAUCUCGUACCUCUCGCAAGGGCACCACGCGAUCCGAGGCUGCGAGGUUCGUCAAAGGCCUUGAGCCUUUUGACGAACAAACUUGGCUUGCCAAGACAGAAUCUUCCGACGGGGGGCUAGCCAGCAACUUACUCCAGAAGAUUACAGGAUCCGGGGGGCCCCAUGAUCUCCCUACGUUCAGCCAACCGCAGGAGGAAUGGUGGCAUAACCUUACGGGGUUAUCUGGGACCACCGCCAGCAAGGUGUCCCAAGAAAGCGAAAAAUCGCCGCAUAUUGACAGGGAUCACGAAGAACCGGACCAAACGAGUCAUGUCGACAUCGAAGGGGAGACAACGGCAAGUAGUGAUGAUGAUGAUGAUAAUGACGAGUUUCAGCGACAAAAAACACCUCCCAAACUGAAGCCGGAUUCUGUCAGAAUAAGUCGCUCGCCAUCUGGACAAAAGCCCAGGACAAAAAGUCCAUCCCCAGUGCCGUUACCUGAACCCGAUGAUGAAUCUACAGCAUCAGACUCGGACCCAGAACCAGAACCAGAACCGCGCCGAAACCGCAUCCCUACUGUAUCGAAAUCUCCAAAAUCCCCGUCUUCAGAGCCACAGGAGAAACCCAAUCGCAAAAAGGGCGGAUUGGGUGUUAUUGGGGGCAAAAAACCCAAGGCAGAGUCUUCUGCUACUCCAACGCAGCCCUGCAGUUAUCCAGAGCCUCAAGGUCCCCAGAAAUCACCACAGGAAGACAAAAUCGACGACAACCCUCUGCCGGUAACCUCAACUCUACCACUUGGAGAAAACAAGGUCAAACGGCCCGGCAAACUGGGAAUGAUAGGCGGCAAGGCCAAAACUAAAGUCCAAGCUCCUGUACCGAAUGAUCCAUCACCGAUCGUUGAGACAAGGGCUCUAUCUCCCGACCAAAGCCUUGCAACCAAGUUGAAAGAUACAAAGGAAGCUACCACGAACCCCGUCUAUAAGGAGGAUUCCACAUUGCCUGCAUCACGGGCCACCGAGAAACCUAUUUCUGCUCCACCCACAGAGCUGGAAACUGACAAACAGCGCGCCGACCGGAGGCGUGAGGAGCUGAAACGGUCACUCGAGGCUAAGAGCAAAGUACCCGCGAAGAAGAAGCGGAAAUUUUGA
Messenger RNA from Penicillium olsonii, 1674 nucleotides. The record is from the annotation of a GenBank genome assembly. Lineage: Eukaryota; Fungi; Ascomycota; Eurotiomycetes; Eurotiales; Aspergillaceae.